UCGACAUGAAUGUGAAGAGGCACCUUUAAAGCGCAGACUUCCCUUGGGCUAAACGCCGGGCCAAUGGCGGCCUUUGCAGUACCUGUACCGACAAGUUAGACCAGCUCAAACCACUGGCUGGUUAAAUUCCCACCCGGAGCAGCUCAGCACGGAGAGCAAACACUUGUGUUUUGACAAGACAGGCACAGGUAAGCGCCGCCGCGACGUCCUCGCGACCAUCCUGCUUCACAAACCCCUGCAGACACAGCAGAUGUGAAGCCCACACCUCCGGACCUCAGCCACUGUCUGUCAGAAAUGGAAGGGAAAGAGAAAGCAGAAGCGAUUUCGCCCAGUGAUACAGAGUGGCGGAAGAGCUGCGAUCCAAAAGAAGCUGGCUGGAUCUUCACACGAGACCUUCUGCACAAGCACGAAAAUUCCAAAAGUCUUUAUCUGACGGUGGACAUCAGGCAGGACAAGGAGGAGCAAGACCGAGCGCUGAUCGCUUUCUACCAGCGAGACAACGUCCAGUGGGCGUCGCCGCUUCAGUGCAGACUGAAAGGCGACGUGGCGGCCGGGACUGGAGUGGACCGGCACAUGAUAUCGCUGGUGAUCUUCAAACUGAUCCGUGGGUUUCACAUCAACACAGGAAAUGGACCCAUCACCCAAGUGUUUGAAGGCCAGCCGGAUCAUCUGGUCCCUUCGGUGUCCCUCAAGCUUCUUGAAGACAACAUGUUCGUCACAGCAGGCAGGAUGAUGGGACAUUCCUUCCUGCACUCCGGCCCGAGCUUCCCCGGACUCAGUCCGGCUGUGGUACACAUACUUUUCGGUGGUUCGCUGGACACUACUCCUGUGAGCAUACUGGACUGCCCUGAUCUGGACGUGCGGGACGCAGUGAAGAUGCUCGACGGAGAGGCUGACCUGCAUGACCUUGACUGGGCUCGUCGCCUCUGUCUGUUGUGGAACCUCCCCACACCGAAUGCCAACAACAGGAAAUGGCUGGCGAGGAAGCUUCUUCUUCACACAGUCAUUGAACGAACAUGGUGUCAAAUCAAUCAGCUGCGGACUGGUCUGAUAGAAAGCGGACUGUGGCCACUCCUGACGCACAGAGCCGACGUCAUCCCCAUCCUGUUUCCACGGGAGUCGGAGGCGCAAGUCACAGCUCAGAUGAUCUCGGAUUGCAUCACAUGGCCCUCAUCUGUCACGUAUCUCUUCGACGUCUACGAGGACCGAGAGGCCGACACCGGCGAUGACAUGGAUGUCAAGAGAAUUUGUGGCUACUUGAGAACCUUUGUUGACACUGCUCCCCCGGCCGAGCUGAAGAGCCUGGUGAAGUUCUGGAUCGGCUGGGAGGUACCGACGGCGGAAAUGCGGGUCGAGAUCGUGGACGCCGCACUUCCCACCGCUUUAACGUGUUUUGAAAAACUGAGGCUGCCGCGACACUACACCUCGUACGCCGUGUUCCGCCAGGAUCUGAGGGCGUGCAUCUCGCAGGGCUGCAGCUGGUUUGGCUGCGCCUGACGGAACACUGCACAACCACAGAAUAAACGAUUUUCUUACGUUGACCUCACAUUCUUUACGACACUGGUCAGGAUAGAAAGAAUCAGAAACAGCAGCUGGAGGAGGUUUCUGAGUCCAAAAAACACCACACAAUAUGGCCACACAAAACAAGACGUCGAACUCCUGUCCCAGUUUGGUUGGUGGACUCGCGCACCAAAGCACAGUCAGCAGGUCGCCAGCCUGGAUAGUUGGGAGUCGGCCUCACACUUCAGCUACCAAAACACUUAAAAGCCGGUAAUUACUCAGUCAUUCUGAGGCUCCUGUUCCUCCAACUCAGCUGUCAAGCAGUCACUCAAAGGUGCAACGCCUACAACAGCCAUCGGGGGGAAGCACAGCUCGGUU
Molecule: messenger RNA, 1878 nt
Organism: Synchiropus splendidus (mandarinfish)
Lineage: Eukaryota; Metazoa; Chordata; Actinopteri; Syngnathiformes; Callionymidae
Exons: 9
Coding region: 295-1497 (400 amino acids)
Molecular function (GO): ubiquitin-protein transferase activity
Source: RefSeq, a predicted model, not a curated record